AGUAUCCUUAGAAGCAGUACAGUAUAUAGAGAUGAAUAUACAAGUAUAUCUACUCCUGGUGUUCAUUGCUCUAACGGCAACUUUAGUGUUGUCUGACAGUAGCGGAAGCAGUAGCAGGAGUAAAAAAAUUCGUGAGAAUAGGAAAUGUGGGGAAAUAAAGUAUGACUUCUUCAAACCAAAGAAAGGGGAAUGUGAGGAAGGAACAGAAUGCAAGUGUGAUGAGCAAAAAUCCAAAAAGAUCAAGUGUUACUGCAGAGCAGUGCCUGAAACAACAACCUCUGAUGCAGCAACAACAACCUCUGAUCUAGCAAUAACAACCUCUGA
Molecule: messenger RNA, 324 nt
Organism: Owenia fusiformis
Lineage: Eukaryota; Metazoa; Annelida; Polychaeta; Sabellida; Oweniidae
Source: the annotation of a GenBank genome assembly